This is a messenger RNA of Plasmodium malariae, 225 nucleotides long. Its product is annotated as conserved Plasmodium protein, unknown function. Bases 1 to 225 code for a protein of 74 amino acids. The transcript is spliced from 3 exons. Lineage: Eukaryota; Apicomplexa; Aconoidasida; Haemosporida; Plasmodiidae. The record is from RefSeq and is a predicted model, not a curated record.
AUGCUAUAUGAACGAUUGCUUAAAAGCGAAGGUAAAGGGGGAGUACCCAAGAAGAAUUUUCUAUACUUGAAACAAGAGAAGUUAAUAUGCAACCAGCAAACUCCCUUACAUAUAUAUAAUGCAACAAAGUUUUCGAAGAAGUCAAUGAAUCAUAGAUUGUUCUAUAUAAAUUGGGUUUUCGUCUUUUUAUUUCUAGACAUGUGUAAUAGUCAUUUAGAUAUAUGA